Fragaria vesca subsp. vesca is the source of this 1185-nucleotide messenger RNA. RefSeq lists its product as uncharacterized. The coding region runs from base 1 to 1185 and encodes 394 amino acids. Lineage: Eukaryota; Viridiplantae; Streptophyta; Magnoliopsida; Rosales; Rosaceae. The transcript has 3 exons. The record is from RefSeq and is a predicted model, not a curated record. Gene Ontology annotation, molecular function: acyltransferase activity, transferring groups other than amino-acyl groups.
AUGGUUGACAAGGCAGUGAACAAGGUUCUUAUAAGGGAGUUCAAUGCAGACACUGAUAUUGAAGUGGUGGGGAAGCUCGAGAGGAACUGUGAGCUAGAGUCUAAAAGGGGGGUCUCCAUUUUCACUAACAUGAUGUGUGACCCUUUAUGUAGGAUUAGGUUCUACCCCCUUCAUAUUAUGCUGGUAGCACAGCUGCUCGAAAAUGAGGAGCUUGUCGGAGUGGUUAGAGGAUGCAUCAAGCAUGUGGGGACUGGUUUUGGGGGACAUGUUAUCGGUUGCAUACUAGGCCUUCGAGUCUCUCCCACACACAGGCGGAUGGGAAUUGGAUUCCAAUUGAUGAACUCCGUGGAGGAGUGGCUACUGAGACAUGGAGUGCAGUACACAUUCCUGGCCACCGAGAAGAGCAAUACUGCCUCUACAAAUCUCUUCACUUCCAAAUGCAAUUACAUGAACAUCAGCUCACUAGUCAUAUUCGCGCAACCAAUUUGUUCCUCUGAAAAAUAUAUGCUUCCCCAGAACAUUAAAAUAGAGAAGUUGCAUGUAGACCAGGCAAUUUCUUUGUAUGAAAACAAGCUAACAGGCAAAGACAUGUUUCCUACAGACAUGGAUGUGAUCUUAAAGGAAAAGCUCAGCCUGGGAACAUGGGUGUGUUAUUUUGAAGAACAGGGUUGGAUCAACUUGGACAGUGAGGAAAACAACCACGGAACAAUCACCAAAACUCAUGGCUCUUGGGUCAUCUUUAGCAUAUGGAAUACUUGUGAAGCUUACAAGCUUCAUAUACAAAAGUCACAACCUCUCAGGUAUUUUCAUGAUACCCUGAUCCAUGCAAAAGAGAAAAUCUUCUCCUGGUUGAAAAUGCCUCAGAGUAAUGUCUCAGUUGAAAGCUCCUUCGGCUUUCUCUUCCUCUAUGGGAUUCAUGGGGAGGGAGAGCAGCUUGGUGAGCUCAUGAAACCUGUUUGGAACUUUGCAUUAGGGUUGGGGCAGAAUGCGAAGGGCAGUAAGAUUAUAACUGAGAUGGGGCUAUGUGAUCCUCUCCUUAAGCAUGUCCCAGACAAUCCCAGCAUUUCACGUAUCCAUGAUAUCUGGUAUGCAAAAAGUCUGAGCAGCCACCACCCUGAUGAACAAGAUGCUCUGCUAAUGGAGGGACAUCUGGGAAAUGUGUUUGUUGAUCCAAGGGAAUUCUAG